Symbiodinium sp. CCMP2592 is the source of this 4152-nucleotide messenger RNA. The record is from the annotation of a GenBank genome assembly. NCBI's taxonomy places the organism in Eukaryota, Dinophyceae, Suessiales, Symbiodiniaceae.
AUGCUGGCGCCGGCUCACGCUUGGACGCCAAUCGGGCCUGUCAACCAAAGACUGUUGCAGCCUCGAACCUCGGUUCCACCGGUGCCCAGCAGACUCAGGGGCAAGGCGAAGACCAUCGGAGCCGCCAAGGACGGCGGCCUUGAGGCGAAGCCGACCCGACAGAUCUUCAGCUUGGCGUGGCCAGCGGUUUUGGGAGCAUCAAUCGACCCGCUGCUUUCGCUUCUAGACACAUACUGGGUGUCGCGAUGCCUGGGAAUGCUCUCCCUGGCCGCCUUGGGCCCCGCUCUCAACGUCGAGGAUUGGAUGUUCGACAUCCUGAAGACCGUUCAAGUACCUGUGCGCUCACUGACUUCGGAGUCUGCGGCGGCUGGUCGACCCAAGGAGGUGCAGGAAACCUUGUCGCAGGCAUUGUGCUUCUGCUGGAGGGUUGGACUUGCCGUCGCCCUUCUCGGAUCGGCGCUUUCGACCUGCCUUUUGAGACUCUCAUCCGUUGAAGCCUCGUCGCCUCUGCUUGAGCCUGCCAAGGCCUAUCUUGUCCCGAGGCUGUGCGGUGCACCGGGGCUGCUGACACUGAUCGUUCUUCAGGCGGCGCUCUCGGGUGCUUUCCGCGACACCACGGCAGUGCUGCGCCUGGUCCUGCUGGGCGCCGGGCUGAAUGCGGUGCUGACACCACUCGGCGUUGUGACUUUGCACGGCGGCACCGCUGGGGCUGCGUGGGCAACGACGGCAGCUUGCUACGUGUCUGCCGUUGCUGCCUGGAUCCUUGUCGCCCGCAGGCCGUCCAGCGGAGAGCCCUGGUUGCCACCGCCAGGGCAGGUCUUUGCUUCGGCUUUCCUGGGGAAGCCCAGCCCGAACCAGAGCGCCAGCAGUCAGAAGAAUUGGAUGGCUCUGCUAAAGGCAAAUGCCGCAAUGUCCGUGCGAACAUUUUCAUCGCUCACAACAUGGCUGGUAGCUUGUGCCAUCAUCACAAAGAUUGGUGUGGCACCUUUGGCGGCACACACCUGCAUGACGAAAACCUUCCUGAUGCUGCUGUACUUGCUGUACGGCUUCCAGCUUGCAGCACAGGUUUUGGUCAGUGCCGACGUUGUCCGUGGCGACCCGCAGCGUGCCCGCAAGACCGCGGUCCACGCAAUCCGCCUGGGUAUGGUCGUGGCAAGCUUUGCUGCUCUGAGCCUUUGGCUCGGCCACGAUUUCAUUGCGAGUGUUCUUGUUAGAGACGAGACCGUGACAGCUGCGUUCGCCACCCUGGUUCCACCGGCAAUGGCCAUGCUGCUCAUCUACGGUGUGAUGUGGGUGGCCGACGGAGUUCUCUACGGUCUCGGCGAGUAUGUUUGGACAGCCAAGUGCACCUCCUACGCAGGUGCUGCAGCAGUUGCCGUCAUGCUCCUCCUUGCCCGCCGAAACGUCAGUGCGGUGGAAGUUUGGUGGAGCCUGAAUAUCAUGAUGGCGAUCCGAGCCAUUUUUGGAGUCCGGAAGGUUUUCUUCUCGCGGAGCUCUCCCUUGUCGAGGCGCUCACUGCAGCUGGUCCCGGCCGGUGCCGAAAAUGGCAACCCUGGACAGACGUCGGACACGCUGUUCGAUGCCUUGGCCGCCGGUGGACAAGAAGUUCGCUGGCCCGACUUUCGAGCCCUCUUCGCGCAGCUCGAGCCGUCGUUGUCAGAAGGUCAGCUACAACAGCUCUGGGUUACUUUCGACACCAAUGCGGAUGGUGGCAUCUCAAGGGAGGAAUUCAAGAAGCAGCUGGCCAAUGUUGAGGCUUCGGCAAAAGCUGGCGCCACAAAAACGAACGUGUCAGAGGAAGUCUGCUCGAUGGUCACUGCCAUGCUGCGCAGAGAAGGGAAGACCCAGGAUCAGCUGUUCGACGCCUUGGCCAACGGCCGCCAAGACGUGACAUGGUCUGAUUUCCACGCUCUCUUUGCGCAGCUGCUGCCGGAUCUGGCAGAGAGCCAGCUACAAGAGCUCUGGCAACACUUCGACAAAAAUGGGGACGGCGGUGUCUCCAGAGAAGAGUUCCAUCGCGCUCUGGGGACGGUCAGCAAAUCUGCUGAAGAAGCAGCGCAGGACGUCUGCUCUCGCGUAGUCGCAGCCCUCAUGCGUGAGGGGAAGUCGGUGACCGAGCUAUUCGAUGCACUCGCGGGGACGAGGAGCACCGUCCAGUCGAAGGACUUCGCUGACUUCUUCAGAGUCAUCGAGCCUAGCAUCACCCACCAGCAACUGGAGCUCCUCUGGCGAACGUUUGACAAGGAUGGAGACGGCAGCGUUACAAGGGAGGAAUUCCAGAUGGGCUUGCAGCCCGGGUCCGUGGCCCUCGCGCCUCCCAUGCCGGCCGGCGCUGUGCCAGACAUGCAAAUCCAGGCGCCUUCGGAUUUGUCGUCGGCUCUCUGGGCUGCCAUGUCCGAGGUGGCUGCGCUGAGAGCACCGAGCGCGCCACGAGGAAGUGAAGCCUUGAAGCAAGCGGUUCGGCAGCAACUCGCAGCCUUUGACCCCACGCAGACUGGUGUGCUGGAUCCGGCAGCUUUUGCCCAGGCGUUGCGCUCCUACAGCCCGACGCUGCCAGAUGUGGCCCUCAAGGUGCUUUGGCAGCAAGUCUGUGAAACUGACGGAAGGGUGCAGAUCGACAAGUUGGUCAGCCAGAUUCUGCAAACUCCGGAGCCUCCACCGCCAAGAUCCUCCCUUGUGAAGGCUGGGGCGCCUGUCACAGAGGCUGGGGGCCCGCUCUGGAGCGCGUUGCGAAGGAUCAGGCCGGCGCUGCACGAGCGCGGUCUCCGCCUGACCACGGCCUUCCAGCGCUGGGUGCCCUCUUCGAGCUCCCGGCUCUCCAAGGAAUCGCUGGCACGGGGAGUGGCCUCGCUGGUGGGAAGCGACCUGACGGAGCAGCAGCUGCGUGCCUUACAUGGGGCAAUGUGCAGAAAUCCCGACGUGGGGGCAUCCAUGGAGGAGUUCAUCGGCGCGUUCAGUGCUUGUGAGGGCGAAGGCUUUGAAGCCUAUGCUCGUGAGCUGCUUCGCCGAGCAAGUCGGGCACUACUCCGCCGUGCCAAGGGCUCGCUCUCCGGGGCCUUCGCGACCCUUGACAUCACAGGCGAAGGGGAGGUGAGACUUCCAGGGUUCAGAGCUGCUCUGCUUCAGUUCGGCGAUUUAAACCUUACCGACGAGCAGGUGAACAAGCUCUGGAAGACUGCACAAGCUCUGGGAGGGUGCAAGGAUGAAGCGAUGGACUUCAUGUCCUUUAAGACUGUCUUCGGCCCGUCCGCCGUCGACUCUCCGGGCGAUGCAGGUGAUGGCGAGGACGAUGCUGCCAGAGCUGCAAAGCGCGACCCAGGGCCGAGCCUUGAGGAGUCGUGCUUCCAUCUGUAUCGGCUGCAGCGGACGGAAGUGCUUCGAGCUGCCAUCUUCCGUUCAGCUCCGGAGGUCUUUCUUCCAUUUGACCUCUUGUCUGCAGCGGUUCGAGAGGCUGCGCCGGAGCUUUCCGACGACGAGGUGUCUCAGGUUUGCCGGCUGGCGCCUCAAAAAGGCGGCGUGCUGCAUGGAGAGGAUGCGUAUUCCUAUGGUCAUCUUCUCGAACGUCUGGAAAAUGAUAAGAAGGAUUUCCAUCCCUUGAACCUGCGUGAGCGCGGCCCAGCUGCUGACAUGUGCCGCUACAUCGACCAGCGACUUCAGGCUCAAGGCUUCGUCUCUUUGGCUUCGGCCAUGCAGGAUGCGGAGGUGCUGCGAGCGGACAUCCUCCUCGACCGGCUUCUGAAUUACUUGCCGCAGCCGAUUCGUCCAGAGGACCAGCGCGUGGUGGAGAACAUGCUCCGCCUGGGCCGGCCAUUGCGCGAUGGCACGUUGGAUGCCACAGAGUUCUGCCAAAGGUUUGAGCUGCUGGCACGCAACGGCACCGUUGCUGGCCGGGAGCCUGUAGCACCGGUGAGUCCCUCACGGUCUGCCCGUGACGCCAGACUGCAGCUUCGGGAGAAGGUUCGGCUGCCAAGCGCCUGGUUGGCUUGUCCCCGCUCUUGGGCCUCGAGGAUGCUCGGGCGCAGCCGUGGCCGCCCGGCGCAGGGACCUGCAAGCCGUGAGCAGGCGGCGCCUCCGCCGCCAGCCCCUCCAGAUGGCCCGCGCCCUUCGGAGGACGCGACUCAAAGGUCGGCAGGAGAUGGCAGAGCACAAUAA